This is a messenger RNA of Electrophorus electricus (electric eel), 3073 nucleotides long. NCBI's taxonomy places the organism in Eukaryota, Metazoa, Chordata, Actinopteri, Gymnotiformes, Gymnotidae. The record is from RefSeq and is a predicted model, not a curated record.
AGCUUCACUUGAAAUACAGUAUUAACUUAGCUGGCAUUACGGAGUUGAAAUAAAAUAGUAACGAGAAUGAUGCCACAUUGAAGGGUCUGUAGUAAUGAAGAGACAUUGCACCAACGUCUUUCUCGUCUGUAGAUAGCGCUGGAUAGCGGCUUUCCCCUGGACGGAACUCAAGUUUGCUGUCAGAGGAGAUGACAGGCGCUUGUGUGCUGAGUUUCCGCAGCUGUGCGGCGUUUCUGUCCCCCAUAGUUGUGCGCAUUUGUAAGGAGCUCGAAAACACAACUUCUCUUCCUGCAGUCCUCGUUAAUCAGGAACGCCAGCUAGGUUAACUAGCUAACGUACAUUUAAUAAAGGCUCGCAUGAUAAGAGGAGUGAUGGUUUCCGUGCGGAUAGUUCAGUUCGCUGUUAAAUGGUGAUCGCAGCGUUUGCACAACGAUGUCCAAACGGAUACGAAACGGCGAAGUUUGUGCGGACUGCGGCACAUCAGACCCUCAGUGGGCAUCGGUGAACAGAGCGGUUCUGAUAUGUGAUCAGUGUUGCAGCGUACACCGCAGUCUGGGACGCCAUAGUUCACAAGUGCGCCAUCUCACACACACGGCCUGGCCUCCCACACAGCUACAGAUGGUCCAGACGUUGUACAAUAACGGGGCAAACUCCAUCUGGGAGCACUCCCUGCUCGACCCCGCCUCUGCCAUGGGGAGCAGACGCAAGACUGCGGUUUAUGAUAAGCUCCACCCAAACAAAGCUGAGUUUAUAAAAGCCAAAUAUCAGAUGCUGGCUUUUGUACAUCGGAUACCUUGUAGGGACGAGGACCUUCUCGCAGCAAGGGACCUAAGCAAACAACUCCACUCCAGCGUGAGGACCGGGAAUCUAGAGACCACACUGCGCUUGCUUUCCCUCGGCGCUCACGCCAACUUCUUCCACCCGGAGAAGGGCACUACACCAUUACAUGUGGCAGUUAAGGCAGGACAGGUCUCGCAGGCGGAGCUGCUCGGUGUAUACGGAGCUGACCCUGGCGCGCCGGACGUCAAUGGCAAAACGCCCAUCGACUACGCAAGAGAGGUUGGUCACAUGGACCUGGCGGAGCGUCUGGUGGAGAUCCAGUACGAGCUGACGGACGGACUAGCCUUUUACCUGUGUGGCAGGAAACCAGAUCACAGAAAUGGACAGCACUUCAUAAUACCACAGUUGGCAGACAGAAAUGUCACUCAAGAUUUGACAGAACUUGCCAAAGCUGCGAAAAAAAAAUUGCAGUUGCUCAGUAACCGACUGUUUGAGGAGCUGGCGAUGGACGUGUACGACGAGGUGGACAGAAGAGAAACAGACGCUGUCUGGCACACGACGCAGACCCACAGCGCGCUGGCGACCGCCGCCGCCGUACCCUUUCUUCCGGUGAACCCCGAGUACUCGUCGACCCGCAACCAGGGAAGGCAGAAGCUUGCGAGGUUCAACGCUCACGAGUUUGCGACCCUCGUCGUUGACAUAUUGAGCGACGCGUGGCGCCGUCAGCUCGGGAACUCGUGCGCCGUCCUCAAAGACGGGCUGACCGCGAAGCGCCGGAGCGACCGCAGCGGCAGCGACAGCCAGGACCCCGAACAGCCCGACUACGACAGCGUGGCGUCGGACGAGGACGCGCCCGGCGGGAGGGCGAGCAGAGCCAAGCACUUGGACCCUGACGUGUCGGACGGCCCUGUGAGCGUGCGCGAGUUUCUGGAGGUGAAGGGUGCCCUGGCGGCCUCGGAGGCCAAGAUCCAGCAGCUGACGAAGAUGAACACAACGAUGAGCAAGGAGCUGCGUGUCAUGCAGGAGAAGUGUCACUCCCUACACACUGAGAACAGCUCUCUUAAGCAUCAGGUUUCCACCCAGCCUCACUAUCAGGGUGCUGGGGGGCCCCUAGUCCCCCUGCCCCCUGUCGUCCUGACGCGUCACCCCUGUGCCUGGGUGUCCCGCUCCACUUCUAUGUACGAGACCAGCUCAGGACUGGCGCCGUUUCUCCCCAAGUGCGAGUCCCCUUACUUGGAGCAGUUCCCCUCUCUGCAAGCUUGUCCCACCCAUCUCAGGUUGGCUGGAUUCACCGGCCCUUCCUCCUCCUCCUCCCUCCUGUCCCUCCCCUCCUCGCCCUCCUCGUCAUGGGACGAGAGCGCCCCCGGGUGGGGCCUCACCCAGCCGGAGAGGCCCCCUCGGCUCUCCACCUCCUCUCCGCCACCCGCGCUCCUCUGGUCCAUCUCCUCCACCUCAGGCGAUGCCCCUUACUCCACCCGCUGGUGUCUACGCCAGUCCUUGGGCUGCUGCUGCCACCCGAUCUCCAAGGCAGACAAGAAGAGCAGUGUGUCUGAGGGUGACUAUGACAACACAGUCAACGAUUCUGAGCUGGAGCAUUCUGGCGUGGGUGGUAAGAGACUGCAGGGGGAGGAGGUGCAGUCCCGGGAGGCGGAGCCUAUGCCAGCCCUCCCCACUACGGAAGAGGUGAUCCAGAAGACCGAGCAGAUCACCAAGAACAUCCAGGAGCUGCUGCGGGCCGCCCAGCAGGACCAGCACGACAGGCCGCCCGAGGCGAGGCAGAGCAUCCGGCGUCUGCGCCACAGCCUGGGCUGCUUCAGCACACUGAUGCCCUGGGCCGACAAGCCCAACUCUUCCUUGCAGGCCCUCGGGGGGCGGGGCUCCGGGACCGCCAGCAACCCGAUGGGCCCGGGCGACCCGGCCUCCUGCUUUGUAUCCUGGGCAGAAAGAAUACACGUGGCUGUGAGCAGCAUGGUGGCGCUGUUUCCUCAGGACCCGGGCUCCGCGGCAGCGCGCGCGGCGCUGCGCUCGCUGGUGGGUGGGGCACGACGCCUGCGGGACGAGUGCCGGGGGGCGUGCCGGCCGGACCGCACCGACCUGCCUGCUGACCCGCUGCUGCUCACGCAGCAGGUCAUCCAGUGCGCCUACGAAAUCGCCAAGGCCGCCAAGCAGCUCGUCAGCAUAACCACCAAAGAGAAUGGCUACUGACCCCGCGACCCUGGCGCCUGACAGGAUCACAAGCCCCAAUCCCCCUUUCCCCUCCCUGUACCCCUGAUCUGUGUGUUUUAUACUAGCA